This is a messenger RNA of Cotesia congregata, 1854 nucleotides long. Lineage: Eukaryota; Metazoa; Arthropoda; Insecta; Hymenoptera; Braconidae. The record is from the annotation of a GenBank genome assembly.
AUGGAUGAAAAUUUAAGUCGUGGUUACGUGCAACUUGGUAAAGCAAGGGGUGUAAAUGAAUUUAAGUUUGUUAAUGGAUUAGAUCAUCUGACACCCCCGGUUGAUCGCUAUAAUUUUGUUUAUCUUGCUUUGGUCCUUGCGGGAGCAGGAUUUUUAUUGCCGUACAACAGUUUUGUUAUUCCGGUGGAUUAUUUUCAAGCCCGGUAUCCAGGCACAACCGUGAUUUUUGAUAUGUCAGUUGUAUAUAUAACCAUGGCUUUUUUCGCUGUUUGUGCAAAUAACAUUCUUGUGGAAACAAUAUCUCUAAAUACAAGAAUUGCAUUUGGGUACAUUGUUUCAUUUGUCACUCUGAAUUUUGUCGUUAUAUCAGAAAUAUGGUGGGAACUUUUUGGAGUGGCUACAUCUUAUACAAUUAAUUUAAUCGCGGUUGCAGUUGUUUCCAUAGGAUGCACAGUUCAACAAUCAAGUUUUUAUGGAUACACUUCAAUGCUACCAUCAAGAUAUACGCAGGCAGUGAUGGCAGGUGAAAGUUUAGCCGGUUUUUGGGUGUCAAUUAAUCGAUUAGUUACUAAAUUAUUAAUCAAUGAUGAACGUGGAAAUACAUCAAUAUUCUUCAUUUUAUCCAUAACAACAAUUCUCUUGUGCACAUUUCUAUACCGACUAGUCAGAAAAACAGAAUUUGUUCAAUUUUACAUUCAUCUUUGUCAAGAACGCAAUAAAAUAACACUUGAACCUACUGAAGACAUCGGUCUUAUGGACCCAUUGGAGCAAGUAGAUUCAAGUAAAGGGCAAUAUGGAAUAUUAAAACUUCAAACAAGUCCUCUAGCCGUAGAUUCUGGUGCUGAUUCAAAUGGAGCCCAAUAUUCAGCAUUUUCUUUCAGCAAUCCAGUGUAUGAACCAAAUGGUCCAUCAGGAAAUUCUUUAAGCGGUACUGGCCCAAAAUAUAAAGUUGAAGAUGUUGUCGUGAUGCGAGGGUUUUCGAGAAAUCAAAGUAGCAAGCCUUGGUCAGGCAUUAAAAGAGGAUUGUUAGCAAGACUAGAAGUAGCAAAACUUAUUUUUCCUUACAUGGCAAGUAUUGGUGUAGCUUAUUUUGUUACACUUUGUCUUUACCCAGGAAUAGUAUCAGAAAUAAUAUCUUGUAAAUUCGAAUCAUGGAUGCCGGUAAUUUUGAUGGCAGCAUUUAAUGGUGCAGAUUUGCUUGGAAAAAUUUUAGCGUCAAUAUCGUAUGAAUGGACACGAACACAACUGGUGUAUUUUUCAAUCGCUCGUAUACUUCUUAUACCUCUCUUUCUAUUAUGUGCGAUUCCAAGACAUGCACCAAUAUUAUCAAGCGAAAUUUAUCCACUUCUUUUUUCGUGGUUACUUGGACUUACUAACGGUAUCGUUGGUAGUGUCCCGAUGAUUCAGGCCCCAAGUAAAGUUCCUGAAGAACACCGGGAAUUAGCUGGAAAUAUUAUGACCCUAUCUUACACCACUGGUCUCACACUUGGAUCUUUGUUAGCUUAUAUAUUAGAUGCGUUUCUUGGUCAUCCUGUUACUACUAAAGAAAUUUGUGUAAACUUAUUGACCGCCACUGUACCAACAACAUUUAUAAGUAAUAAUAUAACAACAGAUAUAUUAGCGAGCAGUAUCAAACUCACCACUCUUCCAACAAUUAAAAAUAUUAGUAAAAUAUCAAACAUGUUAAUGACAACAACUGCUACUAAAAUGGCAACACAAUUAACGACUUCCUUAAUGACAAAUAAAACAGCAAUACUUUUAGGGAAUGCCCUUAACACAACAUCAACCACAACAGUACCAAUUAUUUUUACCAAUGUUACAUCGACUAUUAGUAAUGCAAUCAUUCAACAUUAA